AGGGGGAGGGAUAAGAAAGGUGAGAUUCUGGCCAGACUCAUUCUGCACAGUGAAAGAGAGUGAGAGGGAGGAACAAUCUAGGGGGUUCUUGAUUUGUGUAACUGCUAGUUCAGCACUGUUAGCCGCUUUAGGCGUCUCUGCUUUGAUGUGCUGAACGGUUUUGACCAUGCUGUUUGCUUUGCCUCAGCUCGCUCUGUGUCUGUCUGUAGUGCUGUUAAAUGGUGUUUCAAUCCGGGCAAACACACACACGGUUCUGGAUCCAGGGUUUCUUCAAUGUAAGGACAGCUUUUUCAGAGGAACACCUCCAGCAUCACUGUCUGAUUUGGGUUUGGAGCAGAGGUGUCACAGACAGCUGACCGGACGGCCUUUUGCAUCGGUCUUUAACAUCGGCUGCCAGAGCACUGUCUAUACAGCUCUUCAUCUCAGCCCGGCUAAUGGAUGGGGCAGAGGAGAGCAGGACACGCAGGAUGAGCCGAUCAGUGAAGAUUCCCAUGUGGCCAUUCCAGCACUCUACGCAGAAACUCCAUCUUCCCCGAGUUCUUCCCUCCUGAAAUGGGAUGCUGUGACAGCAGGUCUGAUACGAAGCUCAAUCAUGCCAACGUGUUCAAAGACAAGCGGGGAAAUGUAUGUGCAGAAUGGUGUGGGAAGGUUAGAUGAAUGUGCGAGUGAAGUGUUAUGGUCAGCAGUUUGUUGUGCGGUUUCAGAUGGUGAGGGUAGUUUUAGUGUUGGGUUAGUGAAGGAUGGAGAAAUGAGGGUGGUGAGCAUUAAGGCAUUAGAGGAGUUGAUAGGAGUUACAGGCCUGUUUUCAGGAGGCUGUGGUAAAGAAGAAGAUCAGAGAGAAGACUUCAUGUCACUUAUUAAAGAGGAGAUGAUUGGAGUCAAAACACCCAGCUCUGAUGCGCAAAGUGAGAAUGCGCAAAUCGAAAACGCUCCUGAAACAACAUCAGACUCAGACAAUGAGGAAGUGACAUCACAGCGUGUCUUCAGUGACGACCAAAGUUUCACAUCCUCCCUGGAUUUGGAAAAGGACCUUCAGGAUAGCACCAAUGAGACCUCAGAGUCUGUUACACUUAAAGUCUUGUCUAUCACUAUCUCACUCCUUUGCACCCCUUUCUCUCCGAUCGUAAACAGAGUCAUUAACUUUCCCUCCCAGGUUGCAUACGUCCUACAAGAAGAUCUGGCAGUCCUCGCCUCGGUGCCUGGGGACAGUGUAACCUUGGUUAACAACCUGUGCACAGGUGUGUCAUCUGGGGUUUCAUGUGUUUUUAACACCUUAUAUGACACUGGGGAAGUAACUACGUGUAUUCUCUACUCAUGUAUCAGUCCGCUGGUCAGCAGCCUGUUCCUGGUGGUCCAGGAGGGAUUCGUAGGCAUGGGUACACUGGUGGGGUAUGCCCUGGGUUUUCUGAUGAGCACAGUGGGCAAUGGUAUCACCAUCUGCUGGAUGCUGCUUGGGUCAGUUUUGGAUCAAAUGGUAGAUUACCUGUAUCUUGUAUCCUCAGAAAUGGGCAUACAGGUGUCAACAGUGGGCUCUGGGAUAGGAAAACUAACCUGGAGGAGUGGAAAGGGUGUGGUCAACCUGCUCAGAAUAGCUAUGAAUAUUGUAUGGGGGGUGGCGGAGAAUACAAUAGAGAAUGUGCAAGAAACGUUCAAAGAGAGCUGGGGGGGAUCAACUAUAAUGGAGUCACCCGAAGUGCCACCACCUGUAGUACCACCUCCUGAAUAGAUUUGUAUGUGUGUAUGCCAGUGAUUAAUGUAUUUUUUGUUGCAUAUUACACUAUAAAUAGUGUCCUGCAAAAGGCACAUCAAAUAGGACUUUACAGCAUGUGAAUGCGUAUGAAACAAAUGUUACAUUUUGCCACAAAAAGACACCAUAAAAGACCAUGAAAUUUGACACAUUUUUUUUAUUACUUUGUUUUAAGGCAAGGUUUGGGGCUGCAUUGUUAUGAUAUGGAAACGAAUGUGCUUUUGGGGGGAAUUGUAACAAAGUAUUUCAAGGUACUUCAAUAUUUGUGACAUCUAAAAAAAGAUGAUGUAAUUGUUGUGUAAUGUCUGUAGUUUCAUUUUAUGCAAAUGCUAUGCUGUGUCAUAGUUUAUAAGAUGCAAUAAAAUGUCUGAGUUACGCUUUCUGUCAUUUACAGUAUACCAAAAAAACUCUUCAAGGCCAACUUCAAUGUGGAGUGGUCACUAUAGCUGUAUUGACAAUAUAUUUAAGGUACAGUUUGUAAGAAUUUUGCAGAAAAAUAUCCAAAAAAGCCGAUGUAAUAUUUUUUUUUCAGCUGAGUACUUACAAUAUGUCAAAUGAUUCUAAAUGCUUUUAAAUCCUGAGAAAAUCGCCAUUCUGAACAGUGUCGUUUAGUCGCCUGUCAAUGACAUCAUAUCAGCGUUACUGCCAGCGUUACCGCAUUUAGUAACGUAGAAACCACGUGACACUGUCGUAUAUAGACGCGGAAGUAGUUUGUGUUGUCGGUCCGACCAGCAUUAUUGCAAAAUAAGUUCUAAUAAUAACUUUUACUAUGAUUUAUCUGUACACUUAUAACUGCGCAGUAUUAUCACACCAUCGAAUUGGACAAUUACAGUAACAUCUAUGACUAACAAUUUAGUUUUAAACCUUAUAUUACUCGGGUCUAAUUCAUUAUAAUGAAAUAAAAUGAUUUCAUCAAACGCAACAUUUGAACACAGUUGAAGACAACAUCCCAUCAUUCCACGCGUCUACACAGCGUCAUCAAUCUACGCGAUUGCUUUUGUUUUGAUCGUGCGCCCUCUAGCGACGAUUUCUACAAACUGUACCUUUAAUAACCCUGAUGAUUGAUAUUGUGUUAUAUAAUACAUGUAGGUUGUGGUAGUGUACCCAUUUCUUCCUCCCUACAUUAAUAUUUUAAUGUGAUUUAUUGGUCAGAAAGAAAGAGUCAUAAACACAAAAUAAAAAUAAACAGAUUAAAUUGA
Triplophysa dalaica is the source of this 2946-nucleotide messenger RNA. RefSeq lists its product as uncharacterized. The record is from RefSeq and is a predicted model, not a curated record. Lineage: Eukaryota; Metazoa; Chordata; Actinopteri; Cypriniformes; Nemacheilidae. The transcript is spliced from 2 exons. The coding region runs from base 167 to 1726 and encodes 519 amino acids.